Messenger RNA from Bipolaris oryzae ATCC 44560, 795 nucleotides. RefSeq lists its product as uncharacterized. The transcript is spliced from 4 exons. The record is from RefSeq and is a predicted model, not a curated record. Bases 1 to 795 code for a protein of 264 amino acids. NCBI's taxonomy places the organism in Eukaryota, Fungi, Ascomycota, Dothideomycetes, Pleosporales, Pleosporaceae.
AUGGCGCAGGACGGGCAGCAAAAUCCAGAUCUUGCCGCCAUCUUGGCCACGCUCGCAAGCCUGCCUAAGCCGGAGGCUCAGCCGUACCAGGAACAACAAGCGUAUGAACAGAAUCAUAGUUACCAAGGGUAUCAGGACCCCCAGCAAAGCUAUCAACACGAGCAAACCCAUCAAUACCAACCGCCACCUGACCCCCGUCUUGCUGGUCGUCCAGCGCCCCAGCACCGACAACCACCUCCCAAGCCUCAAGACCGGGUCUCUUCCCCACUCAUCGAUCCCUCAACCAUUAUAGAAUGGAAGCAGGGUCUCCGUUGCGUGAGCAAGAUUGCUGCACAAAACCCCGAUUUUGCUCCCGCUGUUCGCAAGUUGAUGAAAGACCAAGAAGCCAACGUCAAAUCCUGGGAAGCCGGCCGCAAGAAACUCAUCGAAGAACAAAAGUUUCAGCGCGAGAAUGAGCGCACGCAUCGAGCUGCUCUGUCACUACCUGGCUUGCUAGAAGGCACAGCACUCCUCCGCACCCCCGAGCGCGAAAAAGAAGAACUAGACCAAUACGACGCAAAAGUGUAUCGCGCCUGCAAAGCAAUGGUCGACUCACAGUCUUCAUCGCUCAAAGUCCUCGGCGUUCCUUUUUUCGGUGUCAAACCAUAUCUAGUGCUAGGGGCAAGUUAUGAUCCUAUGGAAGUUGUGGAUUCAUCAACGGUGGCUGUGGGAGGAGGGGGCAAGAUUACGAAGGAGAGGCUGUUGGAGCUGCAGAGGAAGAUGCUGAAUCAUCUUAUGGAGUUGUAUGGGGAUUGA